Huiozyma naganishii CBS 8797 is the source of this 1059-nucleotide messenger RNA. RefSeq names its product phosphatidylinositol transporter (gene PDR16). NCBI's taxonomy places the organism in Eukaryota, Fungi, Ascomycota, Saccharomycetes, Saccharomycetales, Saccharomycetaceae. Bases 1 to 1059 code for a protein of 352 amino acids. The transcript has a single exon. The record is from RefSeq and is a predicted model, not a curated record. Gene Ontology annotation, molecular function: phosphatidylinositol transfer activity.
AUGUUGACUAAGCUGCUAGGUGGAGGGUCAAAAGAUAAGCAUGUGCCCCAUGCGAAAAAGGAGAACUUGGUGCGCAUCGAAAAACCGAUUGAGAAUCUACCUGAUUCCAUCAAAACACACAAAUUCAAGAGUCUCACUAAAGAACAGGAACAUAUGUACGCUGAGGUGUUGAAGUACUUCCAAGAUGAAAAACUGCUGGUGCGGAACUCCGAGAAGCAUUCGGAUGGUUCGGACCCUCACGCUAAGAGUCCGCUCACGCUGGAAGAGAAGGCGUGGCUGACACGCGAGUGUCUUCUGCGGUACCUAAGAGCCACCAAAUGGAACGUCUCAGACGCCAUUGACAGGCUAAAGAAAUCUCUUGCUUGGAGAAGAGAGUUUGGGAUCAGCCAUUUGGGGGAGGAGAACGGUGAUAAAGUUAACUCCGACCUGGUGGGCAUUGAGAACGAAUCCGGUAAGCAAGUGGUCUUGGGUUACGAGAACGAUGCUAGGCCUAUCUUGUACCUCAAGCCGGGCAGGCAGAACACCAAAACAUCGCAUAGACAAGUCCAACAUCUGGUUUUCAUGCUGGAGAGGGUUAUUGAUUUCAUGCCUCAGGGUCAGGACAGUCUUGCCCUGCUGAUAGAUUUCAAGGAGUACUCGGACGUGCCAAAGGUAAGCGGGAACAGUAAGAUUCCACCCAUCGGUGUCGGGAAGGAGGUUUUGCAUAUCUUACAAACACAUUACCCAGAGAGGUUGGGGAAGGCAUUGCUGACAAAUAUACCAUGGCUGGCGUGGACCUUCUUGAAACUGAUUCACCCCUUUAUCGACCCAAUGACAAGGGAAAAGCUGGUCUUCGACGAACCAUUCCCUAAAUACGUGCCAGUGAACCAACUGGACGUCCUGUAUGGCGGUGAGCUGGAUUUCAAGUACAAACACAACGUCUACUGGCCCAGCCUACUGGAAAUGGCCGAAAGUAAAAGGAGGCAUUACAUGAAACGGUUUCAGAAAUUCGGUAGCGUCGUUGGCCUAAGUGAAUACGAUCUUAGAGGGGACGGUGAGGAGCUCAUUUAUAAAGUUUAG